This is a messenger RNA of Frankliniella occidentalis (western flower thrips), 452 nucleotides long. Its product is annotated as protein FAM200B-like. NCBI's taxonomy places the organism in Eukaryota, Metazoa, Arthropoda, Insecta, Thysanoptera, Thripidae. The record is from RefSeq and is a predicted model, not a curated record. The annotation marks the transcript as partial. The transcript has a single exon.
AUGAAGCCGGCCAAGCUAAAGCGACACCUCGAGAGCAAACACCAAGCAUUAGUCGACAAACCUGCUACGUACUUUCAGCGGCUGUUGUCGCAGAGCAACAUACAACGCAACACAUUUCAGAAGAGACUCACCGUCCUCCACAAGGCCCUGAAGGCGUCCUUCGAAGUAGCAGUGCUGAUUGCAAGACAGAGGAAACCUCAUACAGUCGGCGAGAAUCUGGUCCUGCCGGCGGCUUGCAAAAUGGUCGAAAUAAUGUUUGACCAGUCUAAGGCAGAGGUUCUGAAAUGUAUCCCGCUGUCCGAUAACACAGUGAAACGUCGCAUCGAUGACUGCGCCGUUGACAUUGAAGAACAACUUCUGGAAAAAAUAAAGAAGAGUCCCCUGUUCGCACUACUUCAGCUUGAUGAAUCGACAGACACAGAGGCGAAGGCUCAGCUUAUGUGUCUCGUACG